CAGUCAAACAUGAGACUUUGUACAAAAGGAAAGGGUUUUACUUAUCUGAACUCCAGCUGAUCAUCAUCAUUUCUAAACUUUAUUUUAUGAAGACCGUAAACAGGAUCGUGGCGGAAAGGGAACGACUAAUUACGCAUUUAUGGAAAUGACUCAAAAAACCCUCCAGGAAUAGUUAUUAUGUGUGACUGUUGGGUUUAAAUCUGUUUAUUUUGGCCCAUGGGGAUACCAGAUCUCUAGAUCCGCUCCUCUGGGAUCAGUUCAUGACUCAUCCCGGCUCUGUCCCGCUCCAUCAGCCAGCCGGACUGCGGUGCGCUGAGGUGGGGAGGGGAGAAGGGGACCCUUCUUUCUCGGAAACUGGUGAAGUUUUGCGUCUGGCGCGCAUCCAGACUGCACACUCUGAAUAUACGCCUUAACACCAGACUCUGCUUCACUGUCACAUAAAAGAAAAAUGCCAAUCCUAAGCCAGGGUGUCUCACUCGAUGCCCACAAACUCAACCCGGGAACUCCUUAAGGCUGAGCGCUCCUUCAUCCAAGCAUCUGUGACCAUGACUUCGCUUCUGCCUUCGUCCAAGGCUCUCUACAUCGGGAUGGAGGUAGUGAUCGCCGUGUCCUCUGUCAUCGGUAACGUGAUGGUGGUUUGGGCUGUGCGCAUCAACCGCUCUCUGAGAGAAACCACCUUCUGUUUUAUCGUCUCCCUGGCCUUGGCUGACAUUGCGGUCGGAGCUCUUGUCAUCCCGCUCGCCAUAACCAUCAGCAUCGGGCUCCAGACGCACUUCUACAGCUGCCUGCUGUCCGCCUGCACGGUGCUGGUCCUCACCCAAAGUUCAAUUCUUGCGCUGCUGGCCAUCGCCAUCGAUCGCUACCUGAGAGUCAAAAUCCCCAUGAGUUACAAGCGAGUGGUGACCCCUCGGCGAGCUGGGACAUCUGUGCUUUUAUGUUGGCUGGUAUCCAUCCUUGUUGGCCUCACGCCAAUGUUUGGCUGGAACAAUCUGCAACGUCUUCUUAACAACAACACCUUGAUCACCGAAGAGCUGGUGGUGACCUGUGAGUUUGAGACAGUCAUCAGCAUGGACUAUAUGGUCUACUUUAACUUCUUUGGCUGGGUCCUGCCACCUCUGCUGCUCAUGCUGGCCAUCUACGUAGAGAUUUUCUACAUGAUCCAUAAACAACUCGACAAGAAGGUGUCAGCAAGCCACAUGGAUCCCAGGCGUUACUUUGGAAAGGAACUUAAAUUAGCCAAGUCUCUUGCCCUCGUCCUUUUCCUCUUCGCAGUCAGCUGGCUCCCACUUCACAUCCUCAACUGCAUCUCCCUCUUCAUCCCUGACUGCAAGCCGUCAACGUACCUAAUUUACAUAGCCAUCAUCCUCUCCCACGGCAACUCAGCUGUCAACCCCAUCGUCUACGCUUUCCGCAUCAAGAAGUUUCGUACAGCGUUUCUUAAAAUCUGGAAACAGUACAUCCUCUGCCAGGACCCCAUCGGUCGUCUUCCUCAGAGAGGGAGCCAGAGAGCACAGAGGCGCGAGAUGAGGCUCAGGCAGAACGACGACGAUGAUGACGACGUUUGACCUUUGGGAACUAAUUGUGCUACUUGUGUCACUGACGAUUUUUAAAGCAGUUGUUUACAGAAGGGAAGAGACUUCAUGCUUGAGGAGCUGCAGAUCACAAUGGCAUUCAGGGUAUAACAGACACUCAAUCAUGGGUUGCAGGAUUUCCUCCUUCUGACAUUCAACAAGAAGAAAGGAUUACAAACCCUAGUAGGGAUCUGUCGUCGGAAUGACAAUGUCUCUUUUCUCAGCAAAACUGACACGGUGUCUGGUGAGGAAAGCGGCCCUUUUAAAACCAAUCUGUCUGACUCAAAGCGAUGAGUGCAUAUGCAUAGCACCUCUGGCACCAUACCCUUGUGUCUUGUAUGUGUUGAUUUAAUUUACAGUUCCCACCUUUCAAGAUCUAAAAGAGUUCAAAUGUAUUAUCCUGAAGUCUACAUCAAAAUGUUUAAUUCUGUGGCCUUAAGAAAAAAAAAGCUCUUCUUUAACUGUGUGAACAUAAUGACUCUGGUAAACCAAUGGAGACUGAAGAGGAAGUUUUUUGAACAAGCUUGGUGCUUUGACAAGACUUUGGACAUGGGGGAUGUUUUAGAUUACUAUCAAAUCAGGAUGUUGAGAAAAAUGGCUGCUUUAUUGACAUUAUAUUAAAACUAAAACUAAUCAAACUCUGUAUUCCCUUGAAACUCUUUAUAUUUUUUCACAAUGUACUUCAGUGUUUUUUUUAUUGCAUUGUAUUCCUGACAAGCCAAGACAGACCAUAGAAUACCUGAAAUGGAUGAAAAAAUGGUACAUGUUUGCAAAACAAGUAGAAAAAUACAACAAAUACAAGUCAAUUUCAAAAUACUUUAUUAAUCCCAAAGGAUAAUUAAAUGUUGCAGGGACUCAUAGGUUAUAAUUUAUCCGGGUUUAGUACGUGUUGAUAGCUGUAUUCUAUAGAGGUCUGCCUUGCACCGGAUCUGGAGAACCCUCUGACUAAGGACACUGUUGUUUAAAACACUUUGCUCACCGUUGCCCAUAAUCUUCUUCACUUUAUGAAUAAUUCUUCUUUGUGAAAUAAUCUCCAGAGGUUCCUUCUUCUAGAUGGCUUCACAGUUGUGUCUUCAAUCUAGUUUGUUGUCCAUGUGAACAACAAGGUAUUCAUACUCCUCAACCACCUCCACUUCUUUUCCUUUGAUGUUAAUAGGAUUCAACUUGUUCCUGUUUCAUCUGAAAUCUACAAUCAUCUCCCUUGUUUUGUUGACAUUCAGGAUCAGAUGAUUGUUUCCACACCAUGCAACAAAGCAGUUCACCAUCUCUCUGUACUCAGCUUAUUGUCGAUCUUUGAUGCACCCAAUGACUGCAGAGUCAUCUAAGUAUUUCUGCUGAUAACAGGAUUCUGUUGGGUACUAGAAGUCAAACAUGUAGUAGAUGGAAUGGAGAGAGUACAGUCCCCUGUGGUGCUCCUGUACACUUAUUAGCCUCUCUCUACUCUGCUGCACCUAAAUAAACAUCACAUGCUUUUUCAAUUCAGAAAUCCUUGCCAAUGUGUAAUUUAAUCUCAGUAAAACUCCAUCUUUUGUUUGAAUUCCUAGGAGCUUUGAUAGAGUACAUUCGUGAACAAGUAGUAUUAUAGAGAGCAAACUAGGGAAGUCCCAAUAUAACCCCAAGUCUGGCAGCUGUAAACAGUUCUUUAAGUUUUACAUUUUAAGUUAUGUAACUGACUGUUUUUCUUCCUUUCACUUUUAAGUUAUAGAGUGCUGUAUUUUCAGUUGGUCUGUCAAAUGCAAUCCAGUAAAAUACUCUGAGGUAUGUGGUUGUAACAUGAUAAUACAGGUUAUGGUUUUAGUAUAUGAACACUUUUUGAAAGGCACUGUAUGUGGGCUUUUUUAAGUAUUGGAGGCCCUGUCCACUCUGAAGGAAAAUUUGUAGAUUGUUAUUAGUA
This is a messenger RNA of Cyprinodon tularosa, 3465 nucleotides long. RefSeq names its product adenosine receptor A1-like. The record is from RefSeq and is a predicted model, not a curated record. Lineage: Eukaryota; Metazoa; Chordata; Actinopteri; Cyprinodontiformes; Cyprinodontidae. Gene Ontology annotation, cellular component: membrane; dendrite; synapse. Gene Ontology annotation, molecular function: G protein-coupled adenosine receptor activity. Gene Ontology annotation, biological process: G protein-coupled adenosine receptor signaling pathway.